CCGACUCAGAACAGACGAACCAUGGCAGAAGAAGAAGCUCCAACUCCCGCCGCCGCUCCGGCGAAGUCCCCGGCAAAGACCCCCAAGAAGAAGGCGGCGGCACCCAGACCGAAGAAGGUCGGACCGAGCCUCAGUGAGCUCAUCGUCGGGGCCGUGUCCGCGUCCAAGGAGCGCAGCGGCAUGUCUCUGGCCGCCCUGAAGAAGGCUCUGGCCGCCGGAGGCUACGAUGUGGAGAAGAACAAGACCCGCGUCAAGGUCGCCAUCAAGGCGCUCGUGGUCAAGGAGACCCUGGUCCAGACCAAGGGAACCGGGGCGUCCGGGUCCUUCAAGAUGAACAAGAAGGUCGAGCCCAAGGCCAAGAAGCCGGUGAAGAAGGCCGCUCCCGAAGCGAAGAAGCCCGCAAGGAAGUCCCCGAAGAAGGCGAAGAAACCCACCGCAGCCAAGAAGAGCCCCAAGAAGGCCGCUAAGAGCACCAAGAAGGUGGACAAGAGCCCCAAGAGAGCGGCCAAAAGCCCCAAGAAGGCCGCGAAGAAGGUGGUGAAGAGCCCGAAGAAGGCCGCACCUGCUCCCAAGAAAGCCCCCGCGAAGAAGGCGGCGGCGGCCAAACCCAAAGCGAAGAAGACCGCAGCGAAGAAGAAGUGAGCGGCGACCGGUCCGACACACAACGGCUCUUUUCAGAGCCACACACCUUCUCUGAGACAAACGUCCCGAUUCAUUCAUAUUCAUUCUGUUAUGAUUUAGAAGAUUUGGAUUAUACAUAUUGAAAGAUUAAGUCCAUAAAACUGGAGGGAGAAGAAGCUCAAGCACUGAACAUGGCUCAACUCUUCUCUCAUGAAUCGGGCUCUAAUUUUUCCAAAAUCAUAGUUUGAACAUGCACAUGGCGGGAAAUAUUGUUAUAAGUUAAAUAUGAAACCAUAACACUUACAUUUUUUUCAUUAAACUUAGUAUUUACAAUUGGGAAACAUUAAAAAGUUGCUUAAUUUUCAAAAGACAAACCGAUCAAUGGUGUUUUAACAAAACUUACGAAACUAUAUUGAUCAUAAAUCUUCCAGAUGAAAUCAUUUUUUUAGCCUGUAAUCCCAGACUGGGGCGACUUUCUUUAUACAUAUUUCAAAAUGCUCAGAUAUAAAUUAUUAAAUAAUAAAAGUCAAGUGAAGAUGAACAUCUGAACUACUUCCAUCCACAGGUUAUAAAAAUGAUAUGACCCAAAAAGUUAUUGUAUUAAAAAAUGCAAAUCUGUCCAUAAACAAUCUUGCU
Messenger RNA from Scophthalmus maximus (turbot), 1257 nucleotides. Its product is annotated as histone H1-like. Bases 22 to 642 code for a protein of 206 amino acids. The record is from RefSeq and is a predicted model, not a curated record. Gene Ontology annotation, molecular function: DNA binding; structural constituent of chromatin. Gene Ontology annotation, biological process: nucleosome assembly. Gene Ontology annotation, cellular component: nucleosome. Lineage: Eukaryota; Metazoa; Chordata; Actinopteri; Pleuronectiformes; Scophthalmidae. The transcript has a single exon.